AUGUCGCUUUCCCAUGCCGAAGCGAGUCAAUCUUUAGACCUUCGUGUCGAGGACUACCUAGACGACAAGCUUCAAUCAAUAGCUGAUCUAGACACACUUGAUGAACUGCUUGUCAAUGUCGAAACGCAGCGGAACCAGCUGCAGUCCCAGCUCGAUGACGCUGUCAGAGAGCUCGAAAAAGCUCGGCGUACCACCGAGGACCGGAGCGAUUCGCUGCAACAGCAGAUAGACGAGUUCAAUGAACUGCAGGCGAGCAUUGACACCCGGGUCAAGAUAGCCGCUGCGUCGGAUGCGCCCAGUGAGGCCAUUGCUCGCCUGCAGCGGCCCAUGAAGAAGCUCCAGCACGUCGAAUUGGCGCAGAAAUAUUUGAUCCUUCUGCAGGAUGUAGAAAGGCUGCGCGCCGAAGCUCGAUCGUACCUACCUGACAGCCCUAAAGCCGCCCUGGAGCCCUACGCAAAGUUGAAAGGCCUGGCACUCAAAUUGAGGUCCUUGUCGGGCAAUGAGGAGCUUCACCUGGUCGACCACGUCCAGGCUGUGACCGAGAGCCUGUGGAACGAGAUGAAAAAAACAAUGUCGGCAGAGUUGGAAGGCGUUUUGGAGAAACGGCACUGGCCAAAAGUCGAUCCCCAUGCCGAAAUGGACGACGAGUGGAUUGCCUGUGUCGAGAAACUCAUCGACUUGCAAAUGCCUGAAAUUACCCGCAGCAGCAGCACUCUGCCUCUUCUGCCGUUCAAUGUCAUGACCGCUAUAUUUGUUGCUGAAUUCCGAUUCCACUUCAUGAGCGACAAACCCACCAGUAACCCGCAGUCCAUUGGCACGCACUGUUUUCCUUGGUUCCUGACCAUGAUUGAGAAAUGGGAGGACUUUUUCCGCAACAAUCUAGGUCACCUUCUUGCUACCAAAUUCCAUGAAACCCCUGUGGCCGAAAACACUGUGUACCUGGACCCAGUGUCUGCUCUCAUCACCGCUAUGCUCCCAGUCAUGAGGGAAAAGGUUCAUGCAGUUGCCAACGAAGCCAUCAAGAACCCCCCUUUCCUGAGCUCAUUCAUAUCGCAGCUGAUGACUUUUGAUGAAAAUAUUCGUCAAAGGUUCAGCUAUGACGAUGGUGAUGACGACAAGGGGUGGAAUGGUCUGACUGGGGAAAUCCUGGACCACCACUUUGAUGCUUGGUUCAGGGUGGAACGGGAAUUCGCGCUCGAGAGAUUUGAAAAGAUUAUAGAGUCGGCCGAUGGUCGUAAAAUUGACUACGACUACUCUGUUACAGGCAAAAUGAAGCCCACAUUCGCUGCCGUUCGCAUAACUGAUCUCUUGAGAGUGGUCACUGGAAAAUACGAACGUUUACGCAAAUUGAAACACAAAACCAAGUUCCUUACGGAUAUUCAGCUUGAUAUUCUAGAUGGAUAUCAUGAUCGUCUGCGAGGAUCUCUAGAAGCGUACCAAUCCAUUACAUCGACACUCGGCCGUACGCUCCACGGUGCCUCCAAGGAACAACUUGCCGCUCUGGAAGGGAUAGGUGCAUUGGAGACGCUGUGCAAGGUGAUUGGCAGCUCUGAUCAUAUUGCCAAUACCCUAACAGAAUGGAGUGACGAAGAGUUCUUCGUCGUGCUAUGGGAAGACCUUCAGACCCGAGACGCCCAGCGAAGCAAGCGAAACAGUGCUGCCAGUGGCAUCGCACCAGACAGUAUCUUGGGCCGCGUGCCUAGCCACCUAAGCGACAACGGCAGCAGUGACGGCGGCAUAUUUGACGAGACCGUCUCCGCGUACUCCUCACGCCGCAAAGCCGCCGAGCAGCUUCUUGUCAAUGCCUUGGUAGACUCUCACGCCAAGGCGUUCCGCGCAUACGCCAGCAAAGUCCAAUGGACCACUGUUGGCGACGCCGCAGUCUUGGAUGACCCCUCUCAAUUCUCCAUCACGCCGGAACUGGACGAGCCCUUGCGCAUUCUACAGCGCAACUUUGAUUAUCUUACCAAGGCCCUGUCAACGGCUUCUUUUCGUCGCGUGUGGCACGAGGCCCUCGACAAGCUCCAGGACCUCCUGUGGACCAGCGUCCUCCUCAAGCAGUCGUUUACCACCCUUGGCGCCGCGCAAUUUGCUCACGACGGAGGCGCCGUAUUCUCCCUUGUGGAGCGCUACAUUCCCGGUGGUUCAGGGGCGUUGGAUUCGCUUCGCGAGGGGAUGCAGCUGCUGAACUUGGCUACGGCGGCGGCCGCCGACAGCGCAGAAGGCAGCGCACCCGGGCUGACGCUGAAAGAGGCUAGUGACCGGGUAUUCACCGAUAACGACGAAGCGCGUAAAGUAUUGGAAGAGUUGGGGUUGCACGUCUUGACGCCCGUGAAUGCGAGAUAUAUUCUGCAACGAAGGGUGGAGAAUAACGAGAAUAUCGGGUGGUAA
Molecule: messenger RNA, 2391 nt
Organism: Metarhizium brunneum ARSEF 3297
Lineage: Eukaryota; Fungi; Ascomycota; Sordariomycetes; Hypocreales; Clavicipitaceae
Gene: RINT1
Product: RAD50-interacting protein 1
Biological process (GO): endoplasmic reticulum to Golgi vesicle-mediated transport; retrograde vesicle-mediated transport, Golgi to endoplasmic reticulum; regulation of ER to Golgi vesicle-mediated transport
Cellular component (GO): Dsl1/NZR complex
Source: RefSeq, a predicted model, not a curated record